GCCUCACUCACUCUCCCUCCCCCCCCACCCCGCGCCGAGCGAGGAGGAGUCGGAGGAGAGGAAGAUGGCGGCGGCCGCCAGCACCCGCGGGGCCGCGGGGCCGCUCCGAGGAGCCUGAGAGACCCACGGAGGCUUCGUGGCGAGACGCGGCGGCGGCGGAGGAUGAGCCUGCAGAGCGCGCAGUAUCUCCGAGUGUCUUAAACCAUUCUACCUUGUGAAAAAUUGGAUGUUCUUACAGAUAGUCAUUGUGGGAGAAAACGUUUCAUUUAAGUCCCAGAUGAGGACCGAAAACUUGAAAUCAGAGGAGCAUCUGAAAUCAAGUAAUAUUAGGCAGGCAGAAGUCCUGAAGGCUGAAAUGACAGAUUCUAAGCUGGGUCCAGCUGAGGUCUGGACAUCCAGGCAAGCACUACAGGACUUGUACCAGAAAAUGCUAGUUACUGAUCUGGAAUAUGCUUUAGACAAGAAAGUAGAACAGGAUCUAAAACUACAGAAAGAUUUUGUGUGUUUAGACUAUUCUACUGUUCUUUCUACGAAGGAUGAAAUGGCAGAUAACCAGAUUCGCCACUGGAAUCAUGCCUUUAAGAACCAGAUCACAACACUGCAAGGCCAGGCCAAGAAUCGAGCAAACCCAAAUCGGAGUGAAGUCCAGGCAAACCUUUCUCUGUUCCUAGAGGCAGCUAGCGGCUUCUACACUCAGUUAUUACAGGAACUGUGUACGGUGUUUAAUGUAGAUCUGCCAUGCCGUGUGAAGUCUUCCCAGUUGGGAAUUAUUAGCAAUAAACAGACGCACACCAGCGCCAUAGUGAAGCCACAGUCUAGCUCCUGUUCCUACAUUUGCCAGCACUGCCUCGUCCACCUUGGAGACAUUGCUCGAUACAGAAACCAGACUAGCCAGGCAGAGUCCUACUAUAGGCAUGCAGCUCAGCUUGUCCCCUCCAAUGGUCAGCCUUACAAUCAGUUGGCUAUCUUAGCUUCUUCCAAAGGAGACCACCUGACCACAAUUUUCUACUACUGCAGAAGCAUUGCUGUGAAGUUCCCUUUCCCAGCUGCCUCCACUAAUCUACAAAAAGCACUUUCUAAAGCACUGGAAAGCCGGGAUGAGUUGAAAACCAAGUGGGGUGUUUCUGACUUCAUCAAGGCCUUUAUUAAAUUCCACGGUCAUGUAUACCUGAGUAAGAGUUUGGAAAAGCUGAGCCCUCUUCGAGAGAAGUUGGAAGAACAGUUUAAGAGACUGCUGUUCCAAAAAGCUUUCAACUCUCAACAGUUAGUUCAUGUCACUGUCAUUAACCUGUUUCAACUUCAUCAUCUUCGUGACUUUAGCAAUGAAACAGAGCAGCACAGUUACAGCCAAGAUGAACAGCUGUGUUGGACACAGUUGCUGGCCCUCUUCAUGUCCUUUCUUGGCAUCCUGUGCAAAUGUCCUCUGCAGAAUGAUUCUCAGGAGUCCUACAAUGCCUAUCCCCUUCCUGCAGUCAAGGUCUCCAUGGACUGGCUAAGACUCCGACCUAGAGUCUUUCAAGAAGCAGUGGUGGAUGAAAGACAGUACAUUUGGCCCUGGCUAAUUUCUCUUCUAAAUAGUUUCCAUCCCCGUGAAGAUGAUCUCUCAAAUACUAAUGCCACACCACUUCCAGAGGAGUUUGAAUUACAAGGAUUCUUGGCUUUAAGACCUUCUUUUAGGAACUUGGAUUUUUCCAAAGGCCAUCAGGGUAUUACAGGAGACAAAGAGGGUCAACAACGACGAAUAAGACAGCAGCGUUUGAUCUCCAUAGGGAAGUGGAUUGCUGAUAACCAGCCACGGCUGAUUCAGUGUGAAAAUGAGGUAGGGAAAUUGUUAUUUAUCACAGAAAUCCCAGAAUUAAUACUAGAAGACCCCAGUGAAGCCAAAGAGAACCUCAUCCUACAAGAAGCAUCUGUGAUAGAGUCACUAGCUACGGAUGGGAGCCCAGGACUGAAAUCAGUGCUGUCUACAGGCCGAAAUCCAAGCAACAACUGUGACACGGGAGAGAAGCCAGUGGUCACCUUUAAAGAGAACAUUAAGCCACGAGAAGUGAGCAGAGACCAAGGAAGAAGCUUCCCUCCCAAAGAGGUGAGAAGGGACUGUAGCAAAGGAGUAACUGUCACUCAGGAUGACGGACAGAAGGACAGCAGCAAGAGGAGAGCUGAGACCAGGAGAUGCACCUUAGGAAAGUUGCAGGAAACAGGAAAGCAGAGUGUGGCAGUGCAGGUAAAAUCCCAGACAGAACUAAGAAAGACUCCAGUGUCUGAAGCCAGGAAAACUCCUGUCACUCAAACUGCAAGUCAAACGAAUAAUUCUCAAUUCAUCCCCAUCCAUCACCCUGGAGCCUUCCCUCCUCUUCCCAGCCGGCCAGGGUUCCCGCCCCCAACAUAUGUUAUCCCCCCUCCUGUGGCAUUUUCUAUGGGCUCAGGUUACACCUUCCCAGCUGGUGUUUCUGUCCCAGGAACCUUUCUUCAGUCUACAGCUCACUCUCCAGCAGGAAACCAGGUGCAAGCUGGGAAACAGUCCCACAUUCCUUACAGCCAGCAACGGCCCUCUGGACCAGGGCCAAUGAACCAGGGACCUCAGCAGUCACAGCCACCUUCCCAGCCACCCCUCACAUCUUUACCAGCUCAGCCAACAGCACAGUCUACAAGCCAAUUGCAGGUUCAAGCUCUAGCUCAGCAACAACAAUCCCCUACAAAAGGCAUACCAGCUUUGGGGAAAAGCCCGCCUCACCACUCUGGAUUCCAACAGUAUCAACAGGCAGAUGCCUCCAAACAGCUGUGGAAUCCUCCUCAGGUUCAAAGCCCUCUAGGGAAAAUUAUGCCUGUGAAACAGCCCUACUACCUUCAGACCCAAGACCCUAUAAAACUGUUUGAGCCGUCAUUGCAACCUCCUGUAAUACAGCAGCAGCCUCUAGAGAAAAAGAUGAAGCCUUUCCCCUUGGAGCCAUAUAACCACAAUCCCUCAGAUGCCAAGGGCCCAGAGUUCUACUGGGACUCUUCCUACAGCAUGGCUGACAACAGAGCAGUAAUGGCUCAGCAACCAAAUAUGGACCGCAGGAACAAACGGUCACCUGGAGUCUUCCGUCCAGAACAGGAUCCUGUGCCCAGGAUGCCAUUUGAGGACCCCAAGAGCUCCCCUCUGCUUCCACCGGACCUGUUAAAGAGUCUGGCUGCCUUGGAGGAAGAGGAAGAGCUGAUCUUUUCUAACCCUCCUGAUCUUUACCCAGCUCUGCUGGGUCCUCUCGCCUCUCUUCCUGGACGAAGCCUCUUUAAAUCCUUAUUGGAGAAGCCUUCCGAGCUCAUGUCGCAUUCAUCUUCUUUCCUGUCCCUCACUGGGUUCUCUGUCAAUCAGGAAAGAUAUCCAAACAGCAGUAUGUUCAAUGAAGUGUAUGGAAAAAACCUGACAACCAGCUCCAAGGCAGAACUGAACCCCUCAGUCGCCUCCCAGGAAACAUCACUGUACUCCCUUUUUGAAGGGACCCCAUGGUCUCCAUCACUUCCUGCCAGUUCAGAUCAUUCAACACCAGCCAGCCAGUCUCCUCAUUCCUCUAACCCAAGCAGCCUGCCCAGUUCUCCUCCAACACAUAACCAUAAUUCUGCUCCAUUCUCUAAUUUUGGACCCAUCGGGACUCCAGAUAACAGGGAUAGGCGGCCUGCAGAUAGGUGGAAAACUGAUAAGCCAGCCAUGGGUGGUUUUGGUGUUGAUUAUCUCUCAGCAACAUCAUCAUCAGAGAGCAGCUGGCAUCAGGCUAGCACUCCAAGCGGCACCUGGACAGGCCACGGCCCCUCCAUGGAGGAUUCCUCUGCUGUCCUCAUGGAAAGUCUAAAGUCUAUCUGGUCCAGUUCCAUGAUGCAUCCUGGACCCUCCGCUCUCGAGCAGUUGUUAAUGCAGCAGAAGCAGAAACAGCAGCGGGGACAAGGUGCCAUGAACCCUCCACACUGAGGCCACAGUAGCGACCCAGGGAAUGAAGGCUCCAUAAACCAUGGCAUGUUGGGUUUGCAGGACUGGCCCACACAACACAGUCCCUGCAGGUGGCAGCCCUCUUGUCUGUUUCUUGCUGUUGAGAGGGUGUAAGUGAUCCACCAGCCCGCUGAGUGUGCACGAAAUGUUCGCAGUGCAACAAAAAGAAAAAACCACCAGGAACUCUCGUUCCCCCGGGGCUUUCCGGAGGGAGAGAGGAGCUGCUGUUUGUCCCGCUCGGUUACUGAUAGCACGCCUCUCACCUUCUCCACCGCGCAUGUCCCCAACACGUGGGAAGUGGAAGCUGAGAAGGGAAGGCAGAUGGGAGAAGCCAAUAAGAACUUCUCAGUCCUUUUUUCCUCUUUGGGGAAUAAAAUAGGAAUCCAUUAUGAGUG
Mastomys coucha (southern multimammate mouse) is the source of this 4359-nucleotide messenger RNA. RefSeq names its product SMG7 nonsense mediated mRNA decay factor (gene Smg7). Bases 227 to 3946 code for a protein of 1239 amino acids. Gene Ontology annotation, molecular function: protein binding; telomeric repeat DNA binding; telomerase RNA binding. The transcript is spliced from 25 exons. The record is from RefSeq and is a predicted model, not a curated record. NCBI's taxonomy places the organism in Eukaryota, Metazoa, Chordata, Mammalia, Rodentia, Muridae. Gene Ontology annotation, biological process: nuclear-transcribed mRNA catabolic process, nonsense-mediated decay. Gene Ontology annotation, cellular component: telomerase holoenzyme complex.